AUGUCAAAGGCGUGUACGCUGGAAAACGGGGUACUAAACCUAGCGGUGCUACGCGAGGAUUCCCGACGCGAGCUAUUUUCGAUUUUGGACUCAAUUGGCAAGGAUAUCUGCUUUGUACUCGAUCCGGAGCUUAACGGGCCCCUCAACCACGUUCUUGUGGACGGUACAGCGGUGUUAAAGAAUCAUGGUGUCAAGGAUUUUCACGCAUUUGGUAAGACGGUCAAAACUAGCUGCGAGUGUGUACUGUUCCUCGUGCGUCCAUCAGUGCGGUCUGCGCGCUACGCGGCUAAAUAUGUUCGCGAUCUGGGAGCAGACAAGUCUUCAAGUGCCAAAAAACGUUUUUUUCUGUAUUACGUGAGUCGUCGUACGCUCGUUUGCGAUGAAGUGCUUAAGAAAGAAGGAGUGUUUGGCAGCCUUAGUGUAGGCGAGUACAAGCUCGAUCUCAUUCCUUUUGACGAUGACGUGCUUACACUCGAGCUAGAUGCGUGCUUUAAAGAAUUUUACGUCGAUGGUGACAAGACUAAUCUGCACACUGUUGCAGCUUCGCUUAUUAAGCUACAGACUGUGUUCGGUAUGAUCCCGCACGUCAAGUAUAAAGGUACAAUGGCCAAAAUCGUUUAUCAGAUGAUGGCGCAUUUUCGUCGGGAACAAGAGGUGGCAGGCAGUCCCAUCGCUGUGCUGGACCCCGAGAUCGACAUGGUCGUGCUCAUUGAUCGCAAUGUGGACCUGGUCACGCCCAUGUGCUCCCCGAUGACAUAUGAAGGACUAUUAGAUGAAAUCUUAGGUAUCACACACGGCUUUAUCACUGUUGAUUCGGAGUUAAUUGCUGACGACGACGGACCUAAUUCAAACAGCAACGUUAAUCGACCUGCUCAGGUAUCAGUGCCUUUAAAUUCUAAUGACAAAUUGUAUGCAGAAGUGAGGGACUACCACGUCGAGCGUCUUGGAAUGAAUUUACAGCGACAGGCGAGAGAGAUUCGCGAGCGCUACGACGAGUUUCGCAAGAAUCGUGACGCAUCUAUCAGCGAAAUUCGCGAAUUCGUAAAGCGUAUUCCAGGUUUAAAACAGAAUUACCAGUUGCUUCAGCAACACAUCAAUCUAGCUGAGCUUAUCAAAAAGACGACGGACUCGAAGCGCUUUCGCGAUCUCAAGGAUGUGGAAAAUUUGGUACUUACAGGCGAAACUAUCUUCGAGCAGCUUGAAGAGCGUAUUGGGGAUCAGGAGCCGGUGCUUGGCGUGCUCCGACAAUUCUGCCUUCAGUCUGUGGCCGCUGGUGGCAUCAAGACGAAAAGUUACACACAUUUGAGCCGCGAACUAGUACAAACGUACGGCUUUGAAAUGAUGUUAGCACUAAGCAACUUGGAAAAGGCUGGCUUGCUCAGUCGGCGCGAUACUAUGUGGAAUGAGGCUAGCGGCUUUGGCUUUGCCCGAAAAGCAUUUCGCUUACUUAACGAGGAUGUGGACCCGCGCGAUCCCCGUGAUUGUGCCUAUGUCAGCAGAAGUCAUGCCGCUGGGUAUGCUCCACUCUCUGUGCGUAUCGUAGAGAGUGCAAUCAAGCCUCGUGGCUGGAGUGCAGUGCAGGAAGGUCUGCGUCAGCUUCCUGGUCCCUCGGGGGAAAUCUUGCAGACGGCAAGCAAAAGUGUAGGUGACGACCCGGUCGCCCCUACAACCGCUUCCAAGAUAGACAAUUUUGGGAGUGAAGAACGCAAGGUUCUUCUUGUCUACUAUCUUGGGGGUGUGACUUUUAUGGAGAUCGCUGCACUCCGUCAUUUGUCCCGCCAGCCUGACUGUCCGUACGAUAUUAUUGUUGCGACGACGAAGAUCGUGAAUGGGGACACAUUGCUCAAGUCUUGUUUCAACAAGGAGGUGCUUCGAUUCCUAAAGUUGUGA
This is a messenger RNA of Plasmopara halstedii, 1890 nucleotides long. Its product is annotated as vacuolar protein sorting-associated protein. Bases 1 to 1890 code for a protein of 629 amino acids. The record is from RefSeq and is a predicted model, not a curated record. Gene Ontology annotation, cellular component: vacuole; CORVET complex. The transcript has 2 exons. NCBI's taxonomy places the organism in Eukaryota, Oomycota, Peronosporomycetes, Peronosporales, Peronosporaceae. Gene Ontology annotation, biological process: intracellular protein transport; vesicle-mediated transport.